Messenger RNA from Osmia bicornis bicornis, 2015 nucleotides. It is a transcript of the gene Reg-5, whose product is annotated as rhythmically expressed gene 5 protein. The transcript is spliced from 4 exons. The record is from RefSeq and is a predicted model, not a curated record. Lineage: Eukaryota; Metazoa; Arthropoda; Insecta; Hymenoptera; Megachilidae. Bases 34 to 777 code for a protein of 247 amino acids.
AGUGUGCCUGUAAAGUAAAGUGAGGAAUUAAAAAUGAGCAAUCUGAGAACUUACGUGCUCUUUGCUGCUAUCCUAAUAUUGGGAUGCCAUACAUUAUGUGCCACUGCUUCCGCGAUACCAAUGUGGGAAUUCCUUUCGCGAGAUGAGAAAAUGAGCUACCUGUUCCGAGUGUUCAGUCAACAGGUGGCCACAUUCUGUGUUGACUCUUCGAUGCCAGAUUGUAACAAAAAUUUAUUGGUUUCUGGUCUUCGAAAUCUGGCUAAUAUGGACGAUAAUGCUCUCGAUAAAUUGGAUCCGUAUCAACGUGAUGCAAAAGAAAUUAUCUGGGGUGCAAUGGUAAAGAAUGGGUAUUCAACGAGAGUCGCUCAUGAACCGAAUGAAUCCUAUUUUGCCACCGGUACCGAUUCAGUAGCUACUAGUGGGAGCGAAACAAAUGGCUUAGGCGAAGAAACGAUAUCAGAGCAUACAGGGCCCUAUCUAGUGGGACCAAUGGUAAUUCGUGUGUAUCCGGAUGGUCGACCAGUUCCAGAGGAUUCCAUGCGCCCUUUGCCCCAGGAUGAGGACAUCAAAGAAUUCAGACAUCCUCGUGUGCCCUCAAUCGAGGAGAUUGAAGCGAAUAGAAACGACUUUUAUGAGAAACAAUCGAAAGGAAAUUCGUAUCCUGUGAGAAGGAAUAAUCGCCAAGCGUACGAGGAGUCUCCUUGUUUUCGAAAAGAUGAUUCUUUAUUUAAAAGACGAUUGCUUCAGGAAAUCGUAAAGCGUAAAUUACGUUAUUAGCGAUAAGCAAAGGUAUAAGCUAAAGCAGCUUCAUUGCGGAUAAUUGUAAUUUAUUUUGAUACUAGAACUGUUAGGAAUGAGGAAAGAUUCAGAGCGGUUUGUCCUGAGCGUUUUUCUUUUUGUUAAGAAAAACUGAAAGGUAGAUUGUAGUUGAUGGAACAAAUUAGAAACUGAACCAUCAUAUUUGUCCCAUCAAAUAUUCAGAUUAGUGCAAGACUGGUCUUUCAUGAUGCAGAUAGAAGCAAUGAUUAUUUGUUACACAUGAUAGAUAAGAUAAAAUUAAUUCUUAAUAUGAGUUCAUUAGGUAGUAUCAUUUUUUUAUAAAUUUGUACGUUAAAGCAUUUGUUUAUUCUGAAUAUGUUGAACGAUUGGACAGCAGAAUGAGUGAAGAGUGAUAUUUUUUAAUAAUUCUAAUCAUCAAUCAUUUAUUAGCGAUAAUCUUAUAAAGUUAGUGGUGGUGAGUUUAAAGACUGCUUUUGCAAACAAUACUCAUUUAUUUUCAGAAAUAUUAAUAAUCAUGUUGAUCUUUGAAAAUAUUUAACAUAGAUUGUAUGAUGACGAUUGGUCGGCAAUCAAAUGUCUUACUUUUGCUUUGAUAAUUCCAAAUUAGAGUGCGUUAUAAGUAUUUUAACAUUCAUACUCGAUGAAUGAAUAUUUCAUACUUCUGUUUAUCCACAACUUUAUACACAUUUAUAAUCGCCGACCAUGAAUGGUUCUAAUCGUGUGCUUUCCAUUCAUUUCUUAUUUAUUUCAUCAUCCGUAAAAUUAUCAUUUUUCAAUAGUCUACAUAUUUCUGUUAUAUUCUUUUGCAAUUAUACUGUAGCUCGAAAAGGGUGUUUUUGUUGUAUGAAGUGUAUUUCAGGAUCAUAUAGUACAUUUCCAAACUUUCUUCUUUAAGAUAUACUCUCAUGGUUCAAAGGAACUUACCUCGCUAAAAAUUUAUGUUAAUUCUUAUGUUGACUAUUGAAUUUGCGUAUGAAAUUCACAUAAGAUUAACAGAGCACAUUUUCAUAUAUUUGAUAAUCUUCGUGUUGAAAUUUUUUUCAUCUUAUUUCUUCAGAUGAUCGUUUAAACGAUAAAACAUUUUUCUUACGUAUAAGAUUUGCAUUGUAUGUAAUAAUGACUAUAUUGUAAAAUUUAUGUAAUAUUGUACAAAUUUAUGGUUUGUAUGGUGCAUAUUUAGUACAGUUAGAAUUUCUUUAAUUCUAAGUAUCCAUAUAUUUUAUAAGUAUGCGUAU